Messenger RNA from Trifolium pratense (red clover), 1684 nucleotides. Its product is annotated as protein RICE SALT SENSITIVE 3-like. The record is from RefSeq and is a predicted model, not a curated record. The transcript is spliced from 7 exons. Lineage: Eukaryota; Viridiplantae; Streptophyta; Magnoliopsida; Fabales; Fabaceae. Bases 229 to 1512 code for a protein of 427 amino acids.
GGUCUACUAUGUGGUGGUUAAGCAUUGUAGAGUAGCUAAGAUAGAAAAAGAAAAAAAAUUGAAAACAAUAAAAGACAAAUAAAAAAAGAGAGUAAAUAAGAGAUUUGUGACAAAGAUAGAUAGAUAGACACUGUAUGAGAAAGAAAGAAAAAAAGGUUGCAAAGCAUAGUACUAAUAUACAUACAUAGUGAGAGAGAAAUUUAGAGAAAGAGAAAGAAAGAGAAAGAGAUGGUGGGCUCAGGAGCAGCAUCAGAUAGGAGCAAAGAAGCUGUUGGUAUGAUGGCCCUUCAUGAGGCCCUCAGAACCGUCUGUCUUAACUCAGACUGGACUUACUCUGUCUUCUGGACUAUUCGUCCUCGCCCAAGAGUUAGAGGUGGUAAUGGCUGUAAGGUUGGAGAUGAUAAUGGAAGCUUGAUGUUGAUGUGGGAAGAUGGAUUUUGCCGAGGAAGAGAUUGUGUUGGAGAUCAUAUUGAUGGUGGUGGAGAAGAUCCUGUUAGAAAAGCUUUCAGCAAAAUGUCCAUUCAGUUGUAUAAUUAUGGAGAAGGGUUGAUGGGGAAAGUUGCAUCUGAUAAGUGUCACAAGUGGGUCUUUAAAGAACCAACAGAAUGUGAACCUAAUAUCUCCAACUACUGGCAAAGUUCCUUUGAUGCUCUUCCUCCUGAAUGGACAGACCAAUUUGAGUCAGGCAUUCAGACCAUAGCUGUAAUUCAAGCUGGACAUGGUCUUCUUCAACUUGGUUCUUGUAAGAUUAUUCCUGAAGAUCUUCAUUUUGUCCUAAGAAUGAGACACACAUUUGAAUCAUUAGGGUACCAAUCUGGUUUCUACCUCUCACAACUCUUCUCAUCAACAAGAAACACUUCAUCAUCAACUUCACUUCCAUCAAAACCAUCUUCAACCAUUCCAAUUAGGCCACCUCCACCACUCUUCAACUGGGGUCAAAGACCACUAACUUCUCCUUCAUCAAUGCUAUCCUCACCCAAUUUUCAACAACAUGCAGCUAGACUUGGUUUUCCACAAACCAAAGAUGAAACACACAUGUUCCUCAUGCCUCAUGCAUCAUCGCAUGAAACUCCGAGAAUGGAAGACAUGAUGGGAGGAGGAGGAGGAGAAGGAGGCGAACAUCAUGAAAAUGACAUUAAAUGGCCAAAUGGUUUGUCUUUCUUUAAUGCUUUAACCGGUCGAGCCGAUGAUGCUAAACUUUUGUUUAAUCCAGAUGGUUUAGGUGGAAAACAAGGUGAUCAUGAUCAUGAUCAUAAUCAACAUCAUCACACUCUUGAUCAAAAUCCUAAUUUAGAUGGUUCAAAUCCAAAUGAGUUCUUGAGCUUGGAUAGUAUUAAUCACCAUGAAGGUGCUAGGAAAAUGGAUAAGUUUAAGAGGAGUUUCACUUUACCUACAAGAGUUGCUUCAUCAUCUUCAUCAACUUCAAUGGAUCAUCAUCAACAGCAAGGUGUGGAGUAUAGGAAUUCAGAAGGUGGUAUGUACUCAGAUGUUAUGGACACUUUUUUGGAGUGAAUGUUGGUUAAGAAAUUAAUUAAGAAAGAUUAGAAUUUGUAUUUAGGAAGUAAAAGCUAGUUAUGUGUUUCUUUUUUCAUGUGUUUGCUUUUUCCACUAUUAUUGUAUCUGUGUUUUGUUAUGUAUUCCUUCUUAAUGAGACUAUUAAUGAUCAUUUUGUUUCUUUCUUUUA